AUGGCAGAUCUGGCAUUGUUAGAGGACAUGGAUGCAGCAGUACGCACGGAAAGAGUCUUCCGCGACAGGGUAGAUCUCCUGAGCGAGUCUGAUGACUGGCUCCUGAGCCGCUUUUGCCUCCCCAGACACGUCCUCCUGGAGCUAUGCACAUCAUUGGAACCGCGUCUACAACGGGAAACGCGACGUACCUGUGCCAUACCUGUGUCGCUCCAGGUCCUGUCAACCUUAGGUUUCCUGGCAACAGGCGUGUUUCAGCGGGAAAUAGCCAACAGGUCUGGGAUUACGCAGUCCACCAUGAGCCGCAUCCUGCCACACGUGUUGGCAGGGAUACGGGAUCUCGCUCCAUGUUACAUCAGAUUCCCUUACAACAAUGCCGAGCAGGCAGUGAUAAAGAGGGACUUCCAUGAGCUUGCCGACUUUCCAAAUGUAAUAGGGGCAAUUGACUGCACGCAUGUGCGUCUGAGACCACCCUCAGUCAAUGAUUAUGCAUAUGUGAACAGAAAGAAUUAUCAUUCAAUCAAUGUGCAGCUCAUCUGUGAUGCCCAUAUGCGUCUCGUUAACGUUGUUGCGCGGUGGCUGGGGAGCACCCAUGACGCAUACAUAUUCCAACACAGCAGUGUGGCAAGAGGACUGCAGGAUGGCAUGGCGCACGGCUUUCUCCUGGCGCAGGAGCAGCGCUUUAACCUGGCACACACAAAAACCCAUGUGGUUGUGGAGCGCUGUGCAGGCCUGCUGAAGGGCAGGUGGAUGUGUCUCGGGCAUGCAGGAGGAACACUCCUGUACACACCAGAGAAGGUCUGUCGUAUAAUUCUGGCCUGCUCGGUGCUGCACAAUAUUGCAUUGGAAAACCAUGUGCCUUAUGGAGAGGGGAUCCCCAAUGGCCGCAUCGAGCAGGAUCCAUGGCCAAUUCCACCUGCAGCUCGGGCCAUUCAAUUAAGGCAGGAGCUCAUCCAUCAUUACUGA
Messenger RNA from Thalassophryne amazonica, 963 nucleotides. Its product is annotated as putative nuclease HARBI1. The coding region runs from base 1 to 963 and encodes 320 amino acids. The transcript has 2 exons. NCBI's taxonomy places the organism in Eukaryota, Metazoa, Chordata, Actinopteri, Batrachoidiformes, Batrachoididae. The record is from RefSeq and is a predicted model, not a curated record.